This is a messenger RNA of Brugia pahangi, 219 nucleotides long. The record is from the annotation of a GenBank genome assembly. Lineage: Eukaryota; Metazoa; Nematoda; Chromadorea; Rhabditida; Onchocercidae.
AUGUCAAAUGCCGAGAAGCUUGCAGCUGAAUUUGAAAAAGGCGAAACGGAUCUUGACAAAUUUGGCAAAGGUGCUGGUAAAAGAACAAAGGCUGAACAGUAUGAACAUAAGCACUCGCAUCCAGAAGGUGAUACCAGAAAAAUAGUUAAUUAUUGUGUUAGUGGUCAGGAAAAAAGAAAGGGAACUACUAGCACAGGUAGCACAGCGAAGAAAGACUAA